Molecule: messenger RNA, 381 nt
Organism: Echinostoma caproni
Lineage: Eukaryota; Metazoa; Platyhelminthes; Trematoda; Plagiorchiida; Echinostomatidae
Source: the annotation of a GenBank genome assembly
AUGGAAGUGGACCGCAACGUGAAGCUUCUGACUAACUUCGAAGUUUUGCAGCUAAUAAAUUCAAAAUUGAGCUCGAAGAAGAAAAUCAGAAGUCAACAAACGCUUUUGUACACAAGUUCCAAGUAUCUGAAUUCCAAAACUCCAUGUACAGUUCAAUCUCCGGAAGCUAUCCAUGCAUUUUCCAGAGCUGUUAAACCGUUUGAGUUAUCCAAGGUGGAGCUUUUAAUGCUCAUUAACCACUGCCCGUCAACACAAGUUGAGCUAUCUGUGGUGAUGGGAGAUCUCUUGGUAUGCAUAAGUCCGGCACCCAACACUGUAGAGCAUCAAGUGUCUAGACUAAUGAUGGCCGCAAUACGAAAGAACCCUAAAGAAAGCGAAUGA